Messenger RNA from Aspergillus fumigatus Af293, 2208 nucleotides. Lineage: Eukaryota; Fungi; Ascomycota; Eurotiomycetes; Eurotiales; Aspergillaceae. The record is from RefSeq and is a predicted model, not a curated record.
AUGGCUGAAGAGGUCUUCAAGCCACAGCUCACGCCCGUGGGCGAAAAGUCACUGCCGGCAAAAUGCAAGGCACGCACGCUGACCUACUGUCCCACGAUGGACCUGAUCGCCCUAGUCACAGAGGAUGAAGAAUUACGCGUUUUCCGGCUGAACGGGCAGAAGGUCUUCGGGGGAUCAUUCAAGGGAGAUCCGUACCUGGGCGAGGACGAAGCAGAUGGGGAGAUCCGAGCGGUGAAGUGGAAGGAUAAUGGGCAUUUACUGGCGGUUGCUUGCGCAGAUGACACUGUCCGGUUGAUCAGCGCGUACAGUGGCAAAACGGUGCACCAUUACCGUGCGGAUCAGCCGGGCGCUCACGCUCAGCCCGUCAGCAUCACCUGUCUGGGCUGGGGCGUCAACUUUACAGAUAGCAAAGCUGCGCAGCGUCAUCUGCAGGAGGCUGCGGGGCAGCUCACCGUUUCGGAUUUACUGUCGCCAGAUACCCAGCCGUCCAAGGCGGCGGCGCUGCUCAAGGCUGAUUUGCCGCGGGAGUUGGCAUUGCUGGAUAUCGAGAGCUCCUUGCCGAAAUUGAGUACGUUGCCUGCGACGGGAAGCGACUCUCGAGCGUCAAUUGAUGCGAUUUUUCACUCGUCCUCGAAAAACAGUAAUGAUGCGGUUGAUGUGCUGUUGGUUGGGUUUGAUGAUGGGACCGUCCAUCUGCGUAUCUUUGACUGCUUCGAAAUUGGCUCGGUUAAGGUCGGGGUGUCGGACGGCGGUUCGUCUGCCUGCAGAAUACUCCAGCAUGCGUCACAUCCAUUGAGCUCAACGCAUGCAUUGCUGGCAUCCACGUCGACCCCUGGCUCUUCUGGUGGACUGCAUCUACUCACUAUUGAUCUUCGCUUUAUCACUAGAUCAGGUCGGUAUCUGUCGCUUCUGGCCUACAAAACCACCCAGUUACAGAAUUUGCUCCGUUAUAUCGGCCAGGUCCAGAGGCAGAUUGAGCUUGAGUGGAAGAAUGCGCAGGAGUUGCCUGCGCGAUACAUGCGCAGUAUCAAUGAGGAUCUGAAGGAGAAAUGCCAUUGUGACUUUGUCACGGCCGCUUACCAUCUGGUGGUGACGGGCGAUUGCUUUGAGCCACUGAAGGAAUUUCUGGUAGAUAUUGUCGGCGAAAGGGGUCAUAAGCGUUGGGAAAAGGCUGUCUCAAGCGGAUAUGAGAACGUCCGACGCCUGACGCACGAGUGUCUACUCCCCGCGCUUGAGCGAUGCGAAGUGCUGCUUAGUCGACUUAUCGGCCUGUCUCGAUUCCAGAAGCUCAGCGAAGUGCUGGGCUUAGAGACCAACGACCUCAAUGCGAGUGUCGAGACGCUUGAUUGUCUUCAUCUCCUUUGUCACCAGAUCCUUAUCAAUGCUAACGAGGAACUGGCUCAGUUCAUCGCCUUCUCCCAGUGGCUUCGACAUGAGAUUGAUAUGCAGACUGCGGAGCCCAUGUCACAAACUCUGGAAGAACUUAUGGAGAAGACAGACAUGAUAGAUUAUCCACAGACUCUAGAAUACAUUAGAGGCGCGCUAACCAAGAGCACACUCCAGCACUUUAUCCAGCAGCUUCCCAUGAUGGGAGUGCCUGUUGGUAAGCCUUCUGCUACAUCAGACAAGUGGACGGCCGCAGAUGACCGGCCCUUUUACGACACAUUCAAAAAGCUUCUUGAACAGCUGAAUCGGGGCCAAAACAAUGCAAACCCUCCGGAGGUUCCCAAACUGAAUGAUUUGACAAAGCGCCUAGGACUACAAUUUGAAAAAGUCUUUGGGCAAAUAGCGAUAACACAACGCAGAGGCAUCUUGCACCGAUCGCCUCUUGCUCUUCACCCGGAUGCCGAUCAGGAGGUCAUUGAUAUCAUAAUGUGCUCCGAGCCCGCAUCCACGUUUGAUACCGAAGGAGCCUUCAGCUCGCCAUCUCCUUUCUUCAUCACCUACAGCGACAAGCUGCUUGACUCUACCUCACCUCAACCCACAAUAGAUGCUACGACGCUGGACUUGUUAUCGCCGCAUUCCACGCACGCGAGCCUCAUCAAGCAUGCCUUUUCUCCGUCCGGUCAGAAGGCCAGACCCUUGCGGUUCGACGUCAAUGGACGAAAAGGUCGUCGGGCGAUCUGCGUCUUGUACGGCGAUGGGUUGCGGUAUGAAGUCCUAGACAUGGAUGCUGAAUUGGCCGAUGAGGAUGAAGAGAGUGAAUAG